UUUCAAAGCAGAAUUUUAAUUUUUGAGCUGGCCACUGCCUUUUCAUACUGUCAAAAAACUAUUCUAGUUUCCGGUCUUUUUACUCCUCCGUGGCAUGGCGGAUGGUCUUUACCGCCGCCUAUAGUGUUUAUUGGAGGUAUUUCUUCGCUGAUAUAGCGAAAUGAGUCUAUCAGUCGCCCGACCUCUUGUGUCGGUUUACACGGAGAAGAGCGAGGUCGUCCCCGACGCCUCCCUCCCCCUCCCGUUCGUGUUCAAGGCCCCCAUCAGGCCGGACCUGGUCAACGAUGUCCAUGUGUCCAUGUCCAAGAAUGCCAGACAGCCUUACUCUGUGAGCAAGGAGGCCGGUCACCAGACCAGUGCCGAGUCAUGGGGUACCGGACGUGCUGUCGCUCGUAUCCCACGUGUGCGUGGUGGUGGUACCCACAGGUAAGGAACUCAGGGUGCCUUCGGUAACAUGUGCCGUGGCGGACGUAUGUUCGCGCCAACGAAGCCCUGGCGCCGUUGGCACCGUCGCGUCAAUCUACGCCAGCGCCGAUAGCGGCCAAAAGUCGACCCAUCUAAUGUAAAAAAACCUGGUCACAUCAUCGAGAAGGUCCCAGAACUGCCCCUCGUGGUCUCCGACAAGGUCCAGGAGAUCAACAAGACCAAACAGGCUGUCAUCUUCCUGAGACGCAUCAAGGCCUGGUCUGAUGUACUCAAGGUGUACAAAUCGCAGCGCCUGCGCGCCGGUAAGGGAAAGAUGCGCAACCGUCGCCGCGUCCAACGCAAGGGACCCCUGAUCAUCUACCACAAGGACCAGGGUCUGACCCGCGCCUUCCGCAACAUCCCAGGCGUGGAGAUGCUGAACGUGGACAAGCUGAACCUGCUGAAGCUCGCGCCCGGUGGCCACCUCGGCCGUUUCUGCAUCUGGACCCAGUCCGCCUUCGACAGGCUUGAUGCCCUGUUCGGCUCAUGGAAGACACCCUCAAAGGAGAAGAAGAACUUCAACCUGCCCCAGCCUAAGAUGGCCAACACCGACCUGAGCCGUCUGCUCAAAUCCGAUGAGAUCAGGAAGGUGCUGCGCGCGCCCAACAAGCGUGUGGUCCGUGCAACGAGGAAGUUGAACCCGUUGACCAACUCCAAGGCUAUGCUGAGACUGAACCCCUACUCGGCUGUGCUCAGGAGGAAGGCUAUCCUCGACCAACAGAGGAGGAAUAAUGUCAAGGCUCUGGCUUUAGCUGAGAAGCGUGGUAUUAAGCUGCCGGAAUCUGAUCCCGCAGUGAAAGCAGAGAAGUUGCGCCAGCGAAGAGUGAAGUCAGCCAAGGCUGCUGCAGCCAAGAAGCCCAAAAAGCCGGUAGCCAAGAAGACCGCGCCCCCUCCCCCCAAAAAGGCGAAAGGUGUCAAGAAGACUGGCCCCAAAAAGGUCAAAAAACCUGUAGCUAAGUGAGGGAGUUAAUAAAUUUAUAUAUUGACACAA
Spodoptera frugiperda (fall armyworm) is the source of this 1456-nucleotide messenger RNA. It is a transcript of the gene RpL4, whose product is annotated as 60S ribosomal protein L4. Gene Ontology annotation, molecular function: structural constituent of ribosome; RNA binding. Gene Ontology annotation, cellular component: ribosome; cytosolic large ribosomal subunit. The record is from RefSeq and is a predicted model, not a curated record. Gene Ontology annotation, biological process: translation. NCBI's taxonomy places the organism in Eukaryota, Metazoa, Arthropoda, Insecta, Lepidoptera, Noctuidae. The transcript has 10 exons.